AUGCCCUUCGUCCUCCGUGCGCGUCGCGGGGGGUCCUCCCAACGCGUCGGCACUCGCGACCGUGUUCUCUGGAAGCUAGGUCGUCGUUUCUACAUUAAAUGCUCUAAAAUGGCCCUGGAAAAUCAAAGUUCAACAGAUAAAAAAGAAUGGUCAGAUCUCUCUCAAGAUCCAACUGAUCCGCUUACCCGUAACAACAAUAAUAAUAAUAACGACAAUUGUGAUUAUGCUAAAGAUUAUGAAACACCAUCUACAAUUAUUCUACCAAAAGCUACAACUAGCACUACUAGCAACUUCAGUACCAUUUUACCAUCUGAAAAUAGUUCUUGUUCUACCGAUACUGAAGAUGCAUUUUUUAUAGAACAUGAUCAGAUACCUACUAACGGACUUGGAUAUAAUAAAGAUCAAUCCAAAUUAUUAGAAACUUCAAAUGAAUGUAUUAAAAAUAAUAAUUCCAACGACAAAUAUAAUUCUUACAACAAAUUGAUUGUUUCUAAACAAACUCCUUUUGAUAUUGAAAAUGUUCUUGACUCUGAAUGUAGUCAAAAUUCAACACCAGUGCUAUCUGUAGACGAAGUCGCAAUACCAGAAUCUAACGCGCCAAUUUCAAAUGAAAAUGCUGUUGAAAAUCUUAAUCCAAACGCACAAAUGCAACGCGAUUCACGUAUAGAAUUAAUUUUACCACCUAAAAAACGUCCAAGAGACCCUUCAAUGUUCACAGACAACACAGUUAAAAAACAAAAGGUAUCGAAUUUAGGGCAAGAGGGUAGAAAAAGAAUAAACCAAAAUCUGAAGGGAAAAUAUAUAAACCCACCUUGCAAAUGUGUUUAUAAAUGUUACAGUAAAAUAGAUUAUAACGAACGUUUGGAUAUAUCUCAGAAAUUUUGGGAACUAGAAGAUAAACAAAAACAAUUGGAUUUUCUACUAAGCCACACAGAUAAAUUUAAAAAGAACAGUAGUAAAAAUCGAAAUGUAACAAAUAAUCGUCUUUUUACAUUUAAAUACAAAUUGCCUAUUCUUUCAAAGGAUAUAGAAGUUACAGUUUGUAAGAAAAUGUUUUUAAAUACUCUUAUGAUAAAUGAUAAGCUUGUUAGAAUAGCUUGGGAUAAUUUUGAAAAUGGCAAAGAGUUUGUGCAAUCUAAAAGAGGCCGUCGCAAAAUACAUAAGAAAGUUAUUGUUAAAACAAUGGUAAAAAGUGUGCGUGACCAUGUGAAUUCUUUCAUUCCUGUUGGUUCACAGUACCUAGGAGAGAAUAUUAAUAAAUUAUAUUUAGACGGAUCACUCAACAUUUCUCGUAUGUUUCGUUUAUAUAAUGAAUGGCUAGAUCCAAAUAAAUAUAUUCGUAGAGCUAAAACUGAGAAACAAUAUAGAGAUUUAGUGAAAAAGAAUCUUGACUUAGGUUUUUAUAUUUCUAACAAUAACCAAUAUAACCAAACAGAUUUUCUUAUCCAAAAUAACAACAGUUCGACUGUUACCGAAAACAAAAGCUGGAAUCCUAAAGACUUGUGUAAUGGUGAUGAAAGAAGUAACGCGCAUACUUAUGAUGCUCCAUUAGUACCUUGUCUUACAGAUUGUAAAGAACACUUUUGCAGAGAUCAUGAGCAGCCGUCUAUUGAGGAAAAUCAAUAUGAUACAGAUAUAAAUUUAAAAUCUUUUAAUAAUUACUCAGAAUAUCACAAUCAUAGUCUGACAUCAGGUGAUAUUAAAUGUAACUGUCUCAAAACGGUAAAACCACCAUUAAAGGAUAACUAUUUAAAUAACCUUGAACAACUCAACUCUGAAGUUAGAUCAGUAUCAACAUCACCGCUGUUUACAUCAACUACAAUAACAACAGAAGCACAAAAUGUAGCUAAUAUACCUUUACCACCUGCAGAAUUGCAAGAAAAUAUCAAUCAAACGUCCAAUUUGUCAUUAUUACUACGUAGAAAAUUAAAAAAAUCAAGUCAAAAACAUUUAAUAAAACGGUACAACAUCAUUCUUGGUGAUUCUAUUGGGCGACCAUGCACAUGUGUUCAUAAAUGUUCUGACAAGUUAAAUGAUAAUGAACGAAAUAAAAUAUAUCAGAAAUUCCGAGAUCUAGGGGAUAAACAAAAACAAUUUGAUUACAUAAUUGCUUUUACAGAGAAAUAUAAAAAGAAACGAUGUGUAAGUCGUAACACAAUAAGCCAUCGUAACUUUACAUUUAAAUAUAAGUUACCUACCUCCAAGGGUACAACAGUUAAUGUUUGUAAAAGAAUGUUUUUGAAUACACUUGUGGUAAGUGACAACACAGUAAAAACAGCUUGGGAAAAGUAUGAAGAAGACUUAAAAGAUGUAACACCAGAUACAAAGGUUCAUCCGAAAAAUAUGCGUACGGUUAUUAAAACUAUGGUUAAAAGCGUGCGUGAUCAUGUAAACUCAUUCAUUCCUGUUGAAACGCAUUUCUUAGGAAGAAAAAGCAACAAGUUGUAUUUGGAUGGAUCACUGGACAUUCCACGAAUGUUUAAAUUAUAUAAUGAAUGGUUAGAUCCUAACAAAUAUGCUCGUAGAGUUAAAACUCAAAGAAAGUAUAGAGAAAUAGUCAGUAAAAACUUUAAUUUGGGUUUCUAUAUUACAAAAAAAGAUGAAUGUGACCAGUGUCAAACCUUUCGUAAAUUAAGUAUACCUAGCGAUGAGCAAACAGCAAGACAUAUAAUCCACACUCAAAACAUAGUAACUGCUCAUAAUAAAAAGAACCAAGAUAAAUUAGAGGCAAGUGUUUCAAAUGGUAAGAUAAUAUCUGCUAUUUUUGACAUUGAGAAGUUACUACCUUGCCCCCAUGGACAAGAGUCUAUUUUUAACAAUAAGAGAAAGCUGCUCUGCUUCAAUUUACCCAUACUUGAUAUGAGUUCUAAACGUCCAGUCUGCUAUAUGUGGGACGAAUGUGUCGCUAAGAAUGGAGCUAAUGAAGUAAGUAGCUGUUUUUUUGAUUUUUUAAAUGCAAAUAUUGAAAAGGGCGUGGAAGAAUUCAGAUUUUGGUCUGAGAAUGACGAAAGUAGGAAUCACGUCAUAUUUUACGUUUACAUCACUGUUGCUUUGACAAGUAAGGUAAAUAUUUAUCACAAUUUUCAUGUUAAAGACCAUGUUCAAAGUGAAGUUACUAGCGUCCACUCUGUGAUUGAAAAAGUUUCAUCCACUAAACAUAUAUUUACACCUGAAGAAUGGAAGGUACUUGUGAAAUGGGCUAGGACAAAUUGCCAAGAGCCUUAUAAAGUUAUUGAUAUGACACAAAAUGAUUUUUAUGAUUUUCAAAGCCACGUGAAUGAUCUGGAAUGGCACAAAGAUAUCGAAGGUAAAACUGUUUUAUGGAAUGAAGUCAGAGAAGUAUUUAUCUCAAGUGACGAUCCUUCUAAAAUUAAAUUUAGAUACGACUUUAACCAAGAAUAUGAAAUAAUUGAUACAAGAAUACGUUCUGAAUCUCUUGAAAUAUCGAGGGCUUAUAAUAAGAUGUUGCCAUUAUGUGAUGCAAAGUAUAGAGAUUUAAUGUUUUUAUGUGAUAGCGGUAACAUUCCUGAGAAAUAUGUAAGAUUUUAUAAAAAAUUGCCUCAUAACAGUGAAAAU
Molecule: messenger RNA, 3576 nt
Organism: Brenthis ino (lesser marbled fritillary)
Lineage: Eukaryota; Metazoa; Arthropoda; Insecta; Lepidoptera; Nymphalidae
Source: the annotation of a GenBank genome assembly